This is a messenger RNA of Solea solea (common sole), 2475 nucleotides long. RefSeq lists its product as uncharacterized. The transcript has 4 exons. The coding region runs from base 37 to 828 and encodes 263 amino acids. Lineage: Eukaryota; Metazoa; Chordata; Actinopteri; Pleuronectiformes; Soleidae. The record is from RefSeq and is a predicted model, not a curated record.
AUCCAAUCACUGCCGGCGUUACGUGAUUCCCCUGUCAUGGCUGCGCCUGUCGCUCUCAUUCAGGGCGCUAGCAGAGGUCUGGGGCUUGCAUUUUGCAAGCAUAUCCUGGAAAAUAAACCUCCCGCUGCCGUCAUAGCAACAUGCCGAAACCCGGACGGGGCUGCCGCACUGCGGGACCUAGCUGGAGACCACCCAGGUAGGCUCACUGUCCUCCAGCUGGAUGUGAAUCGGGAGGAUGACAUCCGCGGAGCGGCUGCUCGUGUCAAGGAGAGUUUCAGUCGGCUGGAUUUGAUCGUCAACUCUUCGGCGAUGCUUCACCCCACCGGGAAAGGCGAGACCAGUCUGAGGGAUGUUACUGCUCAGGGCAUCAUUUCCACCUUGACGACAAACACAGUGGGUCCUCUGGUUAUGGCAAAGUAUUUUGCCCCCCUCCUUCAGAAGGGUGGUGGUGGUUUCGGUCAACAGGCCACAGAGAAGGCCAAGCAGCAUAGUGGCAUCAUUGUCAACAUCUCUGCCAAAGUGGGAUCAAUUGGCGAUAAUGCUCUUGGAGGUUGGUAUAGCUACAGGAUGUCUAAAGCCGCUCUCAACAUGGCCACCAGGAAUCUGUCCAUAGAGUUGGGCCGCAGUCGGCCCAAGGUGGUGUGCGUGUCCUUACAUCCAGGGACAGUGAACACAGACCUCUCCCGACCAUAUCACAGGAAUGUGCCACAAAACAAGUUGUUCAGUACUGAACUCUCUGUAAACUGUCUGAUGAGCAUCAUAGACACACUCAAUAUGGAAAAGACUGGCAAGGCAUACAGCUGGGACGGGACUGAGCUUCCGUGGUAAAAUCGAUUGGAGCGAGAGGAAUUCUCAUUUGAUGUCAGUUUUCUCAACACCGCCUUAAACUGUGCAAUAAAUCUCACACUGAAGUAUUAAAAUAAUUAAAAAGAAAAUUGUGCAGGAUGUUCCUGAUGGCUUCACAGUCAAAGUCUAACCAGCUGAAAACUCUUCUACUCCCUCACAACCAGCUAAUUUGCUUUACUCACCUGCAGUGCUUACAACUGACAAUUGAAACCCAGGUCUUCUUGCUGCAAAGGCAGAGUGCUAACCACUACUCCAGCCAUGUGCCCCCCCUCCCCCCCUUUGAUUCUUACUCAACAAUAAUAAAGUUGGAAUCAUUAGGGACAUGAAACUUGUCUUAAAUGUUUUGUUUAAUACAAUCACUUGUAGGCCUCAACCUGCUAUAAGACUUAUUAUGACAAUAGAAAUAGAAUAAUAUCUCCCUAAUAUAUAUAUAUGGGUAUUUUAUUGAUACAGUGUGUACAAUUUAGCAACCUUUAUUGGUGAAGUUGCAUAUUAGAACUGAUUAUCCCUCGCCUCACCCUUCCCUUCCAAGUGUGUUCUAGAAUCUAUGAAGCCUUCAGUAGCUAUUGUAAAAACAUGGUGGUCCAAAAUAUAAAGCUCCUUAGAGCUGAUCCAUCUUUUGAUAUAAAUCUAAAUCUUACACACUGGACCUUUAAUGUUAAUUGGGGCCAUACUGUAUAUUUUCUUUCACUGUUAUUUGGAUAACGAUGGACACAACAGAACCAAGAGCCUUGGUCUAAAAGCUGGGUAAACACUAUCCUGGCUUUGACCAAAAAAAGAAAAAUCAACUGACAGAAGCACAAAUUAACAGAUUUAUCUGUACAAAUUUAUAAUUUGUGGUUUUAAAAUAUACAUCUCUGAAUUUUCAACAGAUAAGCAAAUAAAUGCAUAUUUUUAUUGUAAAACUAUUGCUGUAGGUACUACGAGUACUAUUUCAACUCUUCUCUUUCACACCUGAUUGUUGAAUACAUGAAAUGUGUAUCAUAACUUUUAACAAAUAAUUUAAACCUCUUAACUAAUGUUUUCCUUUUUUGUUAUGCUAUGAAGUUUUGUUUUCAUACAGCUAUGAAAACAAAUCAUUUUUACACUAUUGAAUUAGGGGACUGUGAUAAAAAGGCAGGUGUGUGCACAGUGAGUGCCCCUGAGGCUACAUCCUCCCUAAUUUGAACAAGAGUUCUUAACCACCAUGGUCUGACAAGUUAUACUGUGCUUUUUUCCCAUCAGACCUUGCAGAGUUAUACAUUAUGAUGAAGAAGCAGUUGUAUGGGUUUCGGGUAAAUCACAGUGACACCAACGUUCUUGACCUGUUGCACUUUCCAACAUGAAGCUUGUCGUCAAAUGGGUUUCAUUCUUACAUUCAUGUUCACACAGGAAAAACAAUCAAGGAAUCCUUGGUUGUAGUAAACAAGUGAUUGUCUGUGUUUACAUAUGAAGAGGAGACACUAGACUCAGGCUUUACUGGGCUGUAACUAAUUGGCUGGGUAAUGACUGAACUCAAUCCUGUUAAGGGAUUUUUACUUGACAGUGACCUGAUUAUUAGCAAAUGGAGGUUAUAUGUUGUUGUUUUUUUUAUUGGACUGUUAUUACCACAUUUAACCAAAAGUUUGAAUAAACAUCCCAUUUUAUGAA